AUUGGUAGCCUGAGGCUUCCUUCCCUUCCGUGUUCUUCCAGCUCUCGAAAAUUCCCCCAGCUCUCUCUCUCUCUCUCUCUCUCGCUCGCUCGCUCCCUCUGCCCUGCAGAUUUCGCUUUGAUUUCGAUCGCUCGGGUGUUGCUGUCGCUGUCGUCGGCGGUGGAGCGACUAGGGUUGUUCGGUGGGGUCCCGUGGGUGCUCGCCGUUUCUGCCGCGAAAUUUAUGGCCGGAAGGGAAGUCCGCGAGUACACCAACCUCAGCGAUCCCAAAGAUAAGAAAUGGGGGAAGGGGAAGGACAAAAUAGACGACGAGGACAUCACGUUCCAGCGCAUGGUCGCCAAGAUGCAAGAGGUUGCUGGAGAACGUGGAGGUUACCUUCAUGGACGAGGAGCCCUGGACAGUGAUGAUCUGCUAUAUCUCAAGGAACAAAUGGAAGCUGAGGAGGAUGCAGAACGCCUUCUACGCCGCACUGAAAAACGAGCAUUUGCUGCAUUUAAAAGAGCUGCGAGUUUAGCAGAUUCAUCUCCUGCAUCCGUGCCUUUGCCUCUUCGUGUUGAACCAAAGCCAAAGAGUGGGAUCAGGCAGCAAGUUCUCCUCAAGAAAGUUGUCGAAAUCAAGCCUAAGCGGCAAAAGGUUUCUAGCCCACCAAAUGCGAAUCAGGCAACCGCCAUAUACAAUGAUCAUGUGACUUCCGAAUCGAAGGCUGACCAGGUGAAGAAGCAUCCCACGCCAACAGAAGCAGAGGAUAAAACUGAAUCGGAAAAUCCUGUAAAAAGCUUGCUGGGCAUAGCAUAUGAAAGUUCUGACGACGAGGAAUGAUCGAAGAAUGAAGAGUGGAUGCAUAUGUGCAGUUCUGCAUGCUCAGUUUUGAUGUUUACUCGAAGUAGGAAAUGUAGUACAAGACAUCGAAUUUGGUUCGAGUGUAUCGUUUGGCACUAAUAUAUUACAUUGCUUUGAAAGCUUACCAAAUUUCCUCGGUCUGCCUCCUGGUGCAAAUGUCUUAGAAAGAGUAUAGAAAAGACUUUUUGUGAUCGAUUCAUUGUAGAAACUUGAAAUUGCCAAUCUGACGCGUGUUUUGACA
Eucalyptus grandis is the source of this 1081-nucleotide messenger RNA. RefSeq lists its product as uncharacterized. Bases 223 to 819 code for a protein of 198 amino acids. Lineage: Eukaryota; Viridiplantae; Streptophyta; Magnoliopsida; Myrtales; Myrtaceae. The transcript is spliced from 6 exons. The record is from RefSeq and is a predicted model, not a curated record.